This is a messenger RNA of Pleuronectes platessa (European plaice), 1799 nucleotides long. RefSeq names its product synaptotagmin IV (gene syt4). Gene Ontology annotation, cellular component: membrane; synapse; axon. The record is from RefSeq and is a predicted model, not a curated record. Bases 302 to 1720 code for a protein of 472 amino acids. Gene Ontology annotation, molecular function: SNARE binding; clathrin binding; calcium ion binding. The transcript has 5 exons. Gene Ontology annotation, biological process: regulation of dopamine secretion; calcium-ion regulated exocytosis; cellular response to calcium ion. Lineage: Eukaryota; Metazoa; Chordata; Actinopteri; Pleuronectiformes; Pleuronectidae.
GAGAAAGAAGAGGGAGCAGGGUGUUGCCGCCUCUGAGACACACUCACGCAUCACAGAGGAACAAGCAGCGCGGUGAGAACAGGGCGUCCCUCCGCGUCUCCUCCUGUUUGUGUUUGAAUCAUUGAAACAUCUUUAAAUUAUUAAACCUCGUCGGAGCUGAAGUGAUUGCGGAGAUAUACACACACGCACGCACAGAAAGAAAGAAACGCGCACAUCGGGAGAGCGAACCCGCCGGAGAGCAGAGAGGGAGCUCGGUGUGGAAGCGGAGCGCCGGAGCAGUUCAGCACCUCGGACAGCGACCAUGGCGCCAGUGGUGGAGGAGGCGGCCCAGCUCGUGGCAGUGCCAGUAGGUGUGGCCAUGGUGAGUGUCUUUGGCCUCGUCUUCACAGUUUCAGCCUUUGCGUGGAUCUGUUGCCAGCGUAAAAACACCAAAUCACAGAAGACUCCUCCUUACAAGUUUGUGCACAUGCUCAAAGGGGUCGACAUCUACCCGGAGAGCCUCAGUGGCAAGAAGAAGUUCGGCACACCUGCCGCCAAUACGACAAACGACACUGGUAAAACCGAUGUCAACGGAAACUGCCACACCAUGGCGCCAAUUAGUCCGAUUGGCACAAGCAAACUGGCGUCAAGUCCAAAUGGCUCCCGUCCGGCAUUGCAUCUGGAUCUGGAGAAACGGGAUCUGAACGGCAACUUCACCACCAAACCAUUUCACCACCACCACCAUAAGGUCCGGAGCUCCCCAGACCUGGAGCUGCCGUCUCCCCAUGCAGGGUUUACCCAGCCCGGGAUAAUGGAUCGCCGUGACCUCCCUUCACCAUCGAGCACCCUCUCCAGCCAGGCGCCCACCCCAGCCGUGGACAAGCCCCACGCAGAGGAGAGGGAGAGUGGGCUGGGAACACUGCACUUCUCCCUGGAGUACCAGCCAGAGAGGAAGGCAUUCAUCGUCCAUAUCAAGGAAGCCCAUGGCCUGACCCCGACUGACGAACAGUCAAUGACCUCUGACCCCUACAUCAAGCUGACCCUGCUGCCGGAGAAAAAGCACCGGGUGAAGACCAGAGUCCUGAGGAAGACUCUGGACCCCGCCUUUGACGAGACCUUCAGCUUCUACGGGAUCCCACUGGCCCGAGUGUCAGAGCUGGCCCUUCACUUCAUGGUGCUCAGCUUUGACAGGUUUUCCCGCGACGAGGUCAUCGGGGAGACCCUCGUCCCCCUGUCCGGGAUCGACUUGUCCGAGGGGCGUGUUCUGAUGAGCCGAGAGAUCAUCAAGAGGAAUGUAAAGAAGUCCUCGGGCCGAGGUGAGCUACUGCUCUCCCUGUGUUACCAGUCCACCACCAACACUCUGACCGUGGUCGUCCUCAAGGCUCGCCACCUGCCGAAGACUGAAAACAAUGGACCCACAGAUCCGUACGUCAAGGUGAACAUGUACCACGGAAAGAAGCGCGUGUGCAAGAAGAAGACCCACGUGAAGAAGUGCUCCCCCAACCCCGUCUUCAAUGAGCUUUUUGUCUUUGACCUGCCCUCCGACGAAGGCCUCAGGGACACCAGCGUGGAACUGCUGCUGAUGGACUCAGACACAGGCAACUCACGCAGCCCCAACAGCGUCCUCGGGCGCCUGGUGCUGGGCACGUCUGCGGCCAGCACUUCUGGCGAGCACUGGAGGGAGAUCUGUGACCACCCGCGCCGCCAGAUCGCCAAGUGGCACGCCCUGUCGGAGGAUUAGAACCCCCGGAUUCUGGUGUCGAUAUCCUAUCAGGUCCAUCUACGAGAAGGAUGGAAUGAGGAUGUGCAGGAUCUGUCUU